UACAGACGCGCAUCCCAGCUGUUUCACGAUGCUAAAAUUCUGCGCAGGCUGCUCUCCCACGAUUUUCACACAGGACAGUGAUGCAAACAAGCUCCCUGGAUAACAAGGGGAUGCUCAUGCGGUUGCUUUAGUUAUAAAACACACCUGACCUUCUGCGUCCACGAUGCGGAGGCUAUACGAUGCGGCUACCGUAGCCUGCCUGGGCUGUGUGUAGCGGAUAUUUUACGGAUGGUGGUCCCAGGGAGAGGCUGUGAGGCUGGGGAGUCGGGGCAUCAGCUGAGCCGAUAGAGGAGAGUUAGCAAGCUAGCCUUUGUGAUCAGCUCAGUGACAUUUUCGUGAAAACACUACCUGGUUCGGCUCAGUCACCAUGGCCACGAACGGUAACAGUUCGACGCCUGGGAUGGGAGAGAUCAUCCAGCUAAAUGUUGGGGGGACAAGGUUCAGCACAUCCAGACAGACUCUGACGUGGAUCCCUGACUCUUUCUUCUCAAGUUUACUGAGUGGGAGGAUUUCCACUCUGCGGGAUGAAACUGGAGCUAUAUUUAUUGACAGAGACCCCACAGCCUUUGCACCAAUUCUCAACUUUCUUCGAACCAAAGAACUGGACUUGCGGGGCGUCAACAUCAGCGUCCUGCGCCACGAAGCAGAGUUUUAUGGGAUCACUCCUUUAGUGCGACGCCUGCUGCUGUGUGAGGAACUGGACCGCUCAUCAUGUGGCAGCGUUCUCUUCCAUGGCUACCUUCCUCCUCCCGUCGUCCCGGCUCGGAAGUCGGCGCCUGCAGCUUCUGAUGAGCGACCAGGUCCGAGUGGAGCGGAGGGCUUCACCCGCGGGGUUCCCCUUCCUCAUCCGUCUUUGUCUGGAACAGAUGACCCAGAGAAACUGGAUUCAAUGGUUGACCCCAGGAAAGUGCUGAUUAUAGCAGGACACCACAACUGGAUCGUUGCAGCUUAUGCACACUUUGUCAUCUGCUACAGGAUAAAGGAAUCGUCUGGAUGGCAGCAGGUGUUUUCCUCUCCCUACCUGGACUGGACCAUAGAACGUAUAGCACUUAACGCUAAAGUGGUGGGAGGUCCACAUGGAGACAAGGACAAGAUGGUGGCCGCCGCCUCUGAAAGCAAGAUUAUCCUCUGGAGUAUUCAAGAUGGAGGCAGCGGAAAUGAAAUUGGUGUAUUCAGCCUCGGCGUUCCUGUUGAUGACCUCUUCUUCAUUGGCAACCAGCUGGUGGCAACAAGCCACACAGGAAAGGUUGGCGUGUGGAACGCCGUCACUCAACACUGGCAGGUUCAAGAUGUAGUUCCCAUCACCAGCUGUGACACGGCCGGGUCCUUCCUGCUGCUGGGCUGCACCAACGGCUCCAUCUAUUAUAUAGACAUGCAGAAGUUUCCUCUGAGGAUGAAGGACAAUGAUCUCUUAGUGACUGAGCUUUAUCACGACCCUUCAAACGAUGCCAUUACUGCACUGUCUGUGUACCUCACCCCUAAAACCAGCGUGAGCGGGAACUGGAUAGAGAUCGCCUACGGGACGAGCAGCGGAGCAGUGAGGGUGAUCGUGCAGCACCCAGAGACGGUGGGAUCGGGCCCUCAGCUGUUUCAGACAUUCACUGUGCACAGAAGCCCAGUGACGAAGAUAAUGUUAUCUGAGAAACAUCUGGUGUCGGUGUGUGCGGACAACAACCACGUUCGGACGUGGACGGUGACACGGUUCCGAGGGAUGAUCUCCACUCAGCCAGGCUCCACACCUCUGGCUUCCUUUAAGAUCCUGUCCCUGGAAGAGACGGAGAGUCAUGGCAGCUACUGCUCUGGGAAUGACAUAGGCCCGUUUGGAGAGAGAGAUGAUCAACAAGUUUUCAUCCAGAAAGUCAUCCCCAUCACCAACAAACUGUUUGUUAGGCUCUCCUCAACCGGAAAAAGGAUCUGUGAAGUGCAGUCGGUGGAUGGAACCACCAUCACCUGCUUCAUGGUUCGGGAGUGCGAGGGCUCCAGCCGGAUGGGGUCCCGACCGCGCCGCUAUUUGUUCACCGGUCACGGAAACGGCAGCAUUCAAAUGUGGGACCUCACCACUGCGAUGGACACAGCCAACAAAGGAGAAGAGAAGAAGAAAGACGAAGUGGGCGGGCCGACAGAGGAGGAGCUGCUUCAGCUGCUGGACCAGUGCGACCUGAGUACCUCCCGCUGUGCCACCCCGAGCAUAAGCCCCGCCCCCUCUGUGUUGCACCACACACGCCUCAGAGAGUCUAUGUCAAGUUUGCAGCUGCAGGCCCAGGAAUCUAUUCCUGAGAGCCAGGUCACCUACGGAGCCGUGCGGCCCUACAGAGAGAGCCCCCUGCUGGCCCGCGCGCGGCGAACCGAGUCCUUCAACAGCUACAGAGACUUCCAGAACUUUAGCCUGAGUCAGACGUCCAACCCCGGACACAGUCAGAUCCCAGACGCCCGGCGCUCGCUGUGUAACUUUGGGCCUGAGGACAGUGAGAGGAGCACCUCCGUCAUGGAGCUCUGGGCUUCCCGCAACGCCGGAUACAUCUCAGCGAGUAAACCAGAAGUCAGUCAAGAAUCGCCACAGCAACCUCCAGACAGCCCAGUUCCAGGAGCGGACGUGAGGCGAAAGGUGCACACUCAGCCAGAGGAAGGGGAUGCUGCUGGGUCGGGAGGAGACGGGGCGAAGGCCGAUGGCGCUGUGAGGAAGAGGGGCGUACUGGAAGGGGGCUUUCUGGGGCGGAAGAGGGCUCCUCCAAUUCCACAUCUCUCCUCGGGAUCUGAAGGUGGGGGCAGUGACUCAUCUGCAAACGCCUCGCCCUCGCCAACCAAACUGUCGUCCUCCACUUCGCCGCGACACAGGAAGCCGCCAGCCGAGCCGUCCGGUCAUGACAGCAGCCUGUGACAUCAGUAAGGUUAUAGCCUGUCAGCGCUAAAUAUGUAGGCAAAGGAAGAACACACAAUCAGCUGCAGCAAAAGUCGCUUUUUUCUUACCUACAGGUGUGGCUCAUGAAGAAGCUGUAAGUCUCCAACACUAUCAGUAUCUGUGAGGUGUAGUUGAACUUUUUUCCGUCUUGGUACAUUUUAAGUCUGUUUUAAGAAGAUUUCAGGAUUUGAUUAGGUCAAUCACCGGACGAGUAAAGCUAGUAAAACAGAAAUAAGCCCAAUACUAGUAACCAUGUGUUGGAGUGAUGGUUACAAAAUCAAAUUGCCUAAAAUUUUGAAACUUGCUUUUAAAAUAUUGAUCUACAUUUGCAAAAUAAAUGUGAAAAAAAUAUAUAAUUCACACAAAAACUUAAAUAUUUAUCCGAAAAAUCUUCACCAAUCAUACAAGAGCUUUGUCCUCCUAUCUCUCUGCAAUAAUAAUAAUCACAAUACUUUUUUCAACAAUAGAACUCAUAACUUUAUUGUGUAGUGGAUGUCGGCCCACUACAUGUUAUGUUACUUACCUAAAACAUGUCAUCCGGUCCAAAAUGUUGGCAGCUACUUGAAUCCUAGGAUACUUUCUUUACUGCAGCCAGAGUCAGAGGGGUUUACAUUAAAACAACUGACAAACUGUGCAGGUCGGGCAUGCAAUACGAGCUUCGCUGCAAGGCAGCGGUGAGGUGGAGAUGCAGACUGGAAACACAGACUGGUAUUCAGAUGAAGGUAAUGGCAAAUGAUCAUAUGUGGUGACAUUCUGUAGAUGUGAAAUAUGCUUAAAUCUAGUCCGUUUUUGUCAUUCGUGCAACUUCACUUUGCAUAAACAUUAUAGCCUCCUCCUAAAUGGAAAAAAUAUAUUUUAACACGUUAAUUAAAUGUACAGCAGCUUGCAAAAGUAUUUCACAUUUUUUCUCCCAGACAUAUCACAAAUAUACCCACUGAGUUCAUUUAAAUAAUACUAAACUUGGAUUUUUUUGACCUACAUGCACUAAGUAUGGCAGAAAACUAAGGCUGCUCAUAACACGAACCAUCAUCACUGUGAAUCAGUGAUGGCAGCGUCAUGCUGCGGGCGCUUUUCUUCAUUCAGGACAGAGUUGAUGGGAAGUUGGUCGGAGCUAAUUACAGGAAAACUCUAGAAGAAAAUAAGACUUGAGACUGGACUGGACUGGAGGUUUUUCUCCCAGCAGAACAUCAACGCUAAACACACAGCCACAGUAAAACGGAAACAUUCAGAUCAGUGCAUUCAGAAAUGUUGAAAACUGUGUAUACCAAUAAAAAAUAAAUUCAUA
Messenger RNA from Poecilia latipinna (sailfin molly), 4184 nucleotides. It is a transcript of the gene kctd3, whose product is annotated as potassium channel tetramerization domain containing 3. Gene Ontology annotation, molecular function: protein binding. Bases 368 to 2878 code for a protein of 836 amino acids. The record is from RefSeq and is a predicted model, not a curated record. The transcript has 19 exons. Gene Ontology annotation, biological process: protein homooligomerization. Lineage: Eukaryota; Metazoa; Chordata; Actinopteri; Cyprinodontiformes; Poeciliidae.